AUGACACACACUGUUUUACUACUUGCUCUUAUAAUUUGUCUGUCGACUACACAGGCCAGAAAUGUUGGAUUCAAUGAAGAUGAGGACUACCUGCUUGAAAAACGUUGGUCUCCCGUGAAAGAAUUUCAUGGGAACGGACUUAUCGAAGUUCGAAAGCGAGUUAGAAAAUUCGAACCCUGGUCACGUGUGAAGCGAACCCACUACAACUCACCAGUUGAUGAGUGAAAAAAGGCGAUAAACGAAGUACACCUAGCUCAGUCAGUUAUUUUCCGUUGAAAAUAAAUCGAUUAGCAGCC
Molecule: messenger RNA, 296 nt
Organism: Opisthorchis viverrini
Lineage: Eukaryota; Metazoa; Platyhelminthes; Trematoda; Opisthorchiida; Opisthorchiidae
Exons: 5
Coding region: 1-225 (74 amino acids)
Source: RefSeq, a predicted model, not a curated record